Messenger RNA from Panthera uncia (snow leopard), 6320 nucleotides. RefSeq names its product L-lactate dehydrogenase A-like 6A. Gene Ontology annotation, molecular function: L-lactate dehydrogenase (NAD+) activity. The transcript has a single exon. Gene Ontology annotation, biological process: carboxylic acid metabolic process. Bases 146 to 1291 code for a protein of 381 amino acids. Lineage: Eukaryota; Metazoa; Chordata; Mammalia; Carnivora; Felidae. The record is from RefSeq and is a predicted model, not a curated record. Gene Ontology annotation, cellular component: cytoplasm.
GGUGCCUUCCAACCGCCAAGGCCUCGAGCCGCCGCAGUAGCAGGUGCAGGAGGUGUCUAACGGUCACCUGCUCUGUGCCCUCAGGUCACAGAGCUUGUCUGCAGUUUUCUUCCUUUCUCUCCCUCCACCUCGUGAGUGAGUAGCCAUGAACUGGUCUGUGGGAGUCCUGCGGGCCAGCCGGAGAGUGGAGGCUGCGAGAGUGAAUUUCCUGUGCCCGAGGGGGGCGCUGUGUCCCCGCCAGCCGGCAGGCAUCCCCCUUCCGGUCGCCUGGCCCGUCACCCUCGUGUCCAGGAUGGCGACCAUCAAGUGUGAGCUUAUCAAGAAUUUCACCUCCGAGGAGGCCGUUCAUCACAACAAAGUCUCCAUUAUAGGAACCGGAUCGGUUGGCAUGGCCUGUGCUAUCAGCCUCCUGUUAAAGGGUUUGACCGAUGAACUUGCCCUUGUGGAUGUUGAUGAAGACAAACUGAAGGGUGAGACCAUGGAUCUGCAACAUGGCAGUCCGUUCGUGAAAAUGCCGACUAUUGCCUCCAGCAAAGAUUACCCUGUCACUGCAAACUCCAGCCUUGUGAUCAUCACAGCAGGUGCACGCCAGGAAAAAGGAGAAACACGGCUUAAUUUAGUCCAGCGCAACGUGGCCAUCUUUAAGUUAAUGAUUUCCAAUAUUAUCCAGUAUAGCCCUCGCUGCAAACUGAUUGUUGUUUCCAAUCCAGUAGAUAUAUUAACUUACGUGGCCUGGAAAUUGAGUGGAUUUCCCCAAAACCGUGUUAUUGGAAGUGGCUGUAACCUGGACACUGCCCGUUUCCGUUUCUUGAUUGGGCAAAAGCUUGGUAUUCACUCUGAAAGCUGUCAUGGGUGGGUCCUUGGAGAGCAUGGAGAUUCCAGUGUCCCUGUGUGGAGUGGAGUGAACAUCGCUGGUGUCCCUCUGAAGGAUUUGAAUUCAGAUAUAGGAACUGAUAAAGAUCCCGAGAAGUGGAAAAAUGUCCACAAAGAUGUAAUUGCCAGUGCCUAUGAGAUUAUUAAAAUGAAAGGUUAUACUAAUUGGGCCAUUGGCUUAUCUGUAGCUGAUUUAACGGAAAGCAUUUUGAGGAAUCUUAGAAGAGUGCAUCCAGUUUCCACCAUAAUUAAGGGUCUGUAUGGGAUAAACAAAGAAGUAUUCCUCAGUGUCCCAUGUGUCUUGGGAGAGAGUGGUAUUGCAGACCUUGUAAAGGUGACGCUGACCCCUGAAGAACAGGCCCGUCUGAAGAAGAGUGCGGAAACACUGUGGGAAAUUCAGAAGGAGCUUGAGCUUUAAAGUUGUUUGAAACUAUCUUUCAGAAGUUACUGAAGAGAUAGUAGGUGUGGGGUUGUAUAUGUCAAAUUUUUUAAUAAACUUGAAAUUGCUAGAAGUUAGAAAUAGGAAAGGAAGUACAGUGACUCAUCUGUUUAUUCCCCAGCUUUUUUAUUUAGCAUACAGAUGUCAGGAUGAUUUUUUUUUCCCUACACAAUUCCUAAGUGACUGCAUCAAAGGUGUUUUUGUACACUGAUGUGCCAGUACUUGCCAUAUAUAUUUAGAGAGAGAGUUGCUAUUUGGUCCAAAAGGAUAAAGGAUAUAGGUGUUUAUUGUGUUACAGAAAUGAUAAUUUUCAUUAAGUACAUGUUAAUUUUUUCAUUCUGGCUGGCUUACACCUACUGUGUUCAUUUAUAUACUGUUUUUAAGAAGUUGUGACUUUCUCUACAAUGUAAAAAUAAAUAUACAUACAGACAGAAGUACUGUAAAGGAGCCAUCAGCUGCCUUCAUGCCCCUGUGACAACCUUUCAGGUGGGCCUUAAAAAAAGGCAUUAUAAAAUGAGAGCUGCGAGUAGGGCCUGUGUGUUGGGAGAAGGGGGUGCACAUGUACACACAUGCUCGUGUAUGGACGGCAGUGAAGCAGAAACGUUAGGUUAAAAUAGGAAAAUAGUAGUGAUCUGGGUGGUAGCAGUUAUGAAAGCGUUUAAUGCAAUAUAAAGUAUGAAGUGUAAAAAGAUAGAAAAGAGCUUUUAGAAAGAGACCUGACAGAGGUGGCAAGUGUUACUGUCAUUUAUUUGUCAGACAUUCCUAAAUUUUGUCGCCGCUAAAAAUAAAGCCUCUGAAAUUAUUUUAGAACUGCCUCUGAGAACCUGACCUGUUUGCACAUUAAACCGGGAAGCGUGUUACGAGUUGUUCUUGUUAGGCCAGGUCUCAUCAGCAGAGUGGCCCUGAGAUGCUCUGAGGGCAUCCCUCUUGCUCGGUUUACUUCACAUUAACAAAGCUUUUGCUUUUGUAUUGUGCCCUGUUGUUAAUCACUGUCAUAAAAAUUGGCUAUUUUAAUGAGUGCUUCAGGGAUUGUAUUUCUCAGAAAGUUACACAUUCACUUUUUAUUCCUAAAUCAAUUGACUUUACUAUAGAUUCUAGACUUUCUGCAUCUGAUACAGUGAGGGUUUAGGAGAAAGUGAAGACGCUUGUCUGACCUCUACCUAAAUGAUGUACUAAUAACGUAGAAAAUGAGAACGAUUUUCAAAUUCGUGUUAGCCUUCUUGAUGCAAUUGAGUAUUAAAUAAAUAAUAUGGUACGUUCAAACAUAUUUCAGGAUCCAUAUGGACAUAAGCCAAGCUAAUUAAAAUGGAAAGGUACCAGCAUCUCCUCUCUAAAUAAAACCGGUCCUGCUUAGUUGAAUUUUACCAGGUAGACAGGACAGCAAUCCACCCCCAAAAAUGACCCUUUACCAUACUGAUCAGAGCUCCCAUACUAUUUUAUUGGAAACAUCUAGAAAUGUUCUGACUACCCAGGAAGCAGUGUCAUGUAAUGGGACUAAUUGAUGUGCUGAGCUCUGAAAGUGGGAAGAAUGUUGGUUUGGUUCCAGACGAUUCUAAGAGCUUUUUAAGCUUAACUGCACAGAGUUCUUCCCCUUUGUCCAGCCCUUGAGUUUUUAUUCAGCCAUGUUUCAGCCAAGAUUAAUGUAAUUCUGAAGGGGAUCAGAGCACGCCUUAGGUCUAUUUUGUAAUUCUCUUUACUAUGUCAAGUCAGAGUAGGCUGGGUUUACUACAGUGAAAAACAGUCUCCAAAUGUGUGGCUCAAGGUUUAUUUCUCUCAUUAAAUCCACUGUGGGUUUACUUGAAUCUCUAGGGGAGCCGUCCUCCACAGGUGGCUUUGUACCUCAGAUUGCUUUGAUCUUAAGGCACCGCCAUAGUAACCCAGGUUUCCAUGAUUUCUAUGGGAAGGUAAGAAUGGCCUGGAAACACCUGCAGUUAAAUGCUUCAACCUGGAAGUGAUGCACAUUUCUUUUGUCAGAACUAGUCAUGUGGGUACCUAACUUAAAGCGGGUGGAGAAGUAUAGCCCUCCCGUAUCUGGAAGUACAUGACUACUGGCUAUCAGUGAACAUUAAUAAUAAUCUGCCAUACCAUUCUAAAUAAAAUGGUAGCCAUUGUAAGAGGUACAUGUGCUUUUAGAGUCAUUUUUAGUUAAAGCUGGUAUGUGAUUAGAGGUUAUAGAGGUACCAAGUCGUUCCAGGUCACAGAAUCAGAGUGGCUAUGGUGAAAGAGCCCUGCACAUCAUUCAGUCAGUUGUACUUAGAAAGCAUGUCACCAUGGAUGGGUUAACCUCUCUGACUUCUGGUUUCUCAUAUGUAAAGUGGCGGUGCUCAUUUCUGCCACAAAGAAUUGUAAAGACUAAAUAAUAGCCUGAUGCUUGGUAGAGUGCCUGACACAUAGGUAAUCUCAUACGGCAGCCAUUAUUAUUCCUGUUCAAGUAACAGUUAUUGUCUUAUUCUGUGUUAUGAAGAAGCUGAAUUUCCAGCUUCUUCAAAAUGACUGUUGGUCCUAUAACGCUUUCAUCGUUCUACCUCCAGCACCGGAGUCCUGCAAGAGGCAGCUGAAGCCAAAUGAGCUAGUCAGUGGCAAAGAUAUUAUACAACUUGGAGCUUUUAAUUCCAACAACUGCUUAUUUUUUUAAGAAUAGAUACUAUUCUUAAGGGUAAGGGUUUUCUCUAAUUGGGUACAUCUCUUGGGCUUUUAAGGAGUUUUUCAGCACACCAUGCAUUAGACCAAAAAUCUUCAUGUUGUUUUUUUCCCUGCCAAAACAUGCAUGGUAAAUGUACAGCCGUAUCCCAUGUUUCUCUCCUGGCUUACUGGCUAUAUGGCCCUUCAAACAACUAUUGCAGUGUGAGUGAGAAUAACAUUAUAAGAGACAUAAUCUUGAAGCCAUUCUAACAUCUAAAAAGUCAAUCAUACCCAGUCUUCAGAAUGUCCAUGUUAGUAACAAAUUACUUGUAAUACAUUUCCCAAUUGUCACGACACUGUAUUCAAGGCUUGCUGCCUUAGAAAGUAAUACUUUCUGACGGUAUUACAACCCAUCCCUGUUGGACACAAUCAGUGGGACUUAGGGAUGAGGUUCUUGCGCAGUGGGCUCAUUGCCUUGGGGGGUGCCAUUCCUGUCUUAGUCUUUGUGGAGAGCAGUGCCUGGAGUUGUGUAGUACACAGUGGCCCUGAUUAGAAGCGUAGCCCUGGGACCCAUAGCCAGGGAAAAAUUCUCCCCAGUCAGAGGAAAGAGGGAAAAGGAAGACAGCAGGUAAGAGCUCAGAGCUUGGAAAAUGCUUCAGAGUAGAACAGAGUUACUGGAUCUCUAGUUCCCAACAUUGUCCCGUCCUCACUGAACUUGUGGGGUACAGGGUAGGGGAUGGUUUGUGCCAAUAGCUGUCAUCGUUAUUGUGGAAUUCAGUUCAUUGGUUUAUAAUCAAAUUUGCUUGAAUUUACUCAACCCCUAAAUCUUUUUUCAAGCACAGUUUUAAGCAGGAGAAUGUUCUGUUGACCUGUGAUAGCGUAUCACUGAUAACACCAACACCUCUGAACUGCAUAUCAGAAAUUAAUACGGGGGGGGAAAAAACCUGAAGGUUUUCGUGUCCUAUCCAUAUACAUAAAUAGUAAAAGCUUAAAAAUUUGUGGAACCCCAUUGUUUAGAGUAACAUGAGGCCCUCUUUAUAACUUCAGUGUAGACUCUGGGUUUCCUCUUCUACAGCUGUAAAAUUAAAGAGGCCCGAAUGAUGUUCUUUAUCCCAUCUGCCUCCUUUCUUUUACCCCUCUUCAAAGUCUGUCUAUCCUUCUUUGGCUCUUUUUCAGAUACGAUUUCUUCUAGUGGGUCAGUAACUCAUUUAUGACUCUGGGGACAGGUGAAUGAUACAAUACUUGGGAAAUAAGGAAAGAAAAGAAAAAAAUCAGUCCAAGAAGACAAAAUGGCAACAUGACCCCCUCCUUGCUGAAUAGAGCAGCCACCCUUUACUCCUACCCAGACCACAUCUGCGUUUCCUACCUUCUUCUCAGCAACUGACCAUGUCCCACAUCACUGAGAAGGCAGGAUGGCAUAUGAUCCUCUUCAUGUCCUCGCUCUCUGACACUCCAUUUGAAAACUCUUGUCAUUGGAUUUAGUUGUAACGGAUGUUCAGCCAUAAAGGUGAAGGGAAAGAAGAGGCAGCACAAGCAGACCCUGGCCAGAGACAUCUUGGAACUGAGAAAGUCUAUGCAAAAGAUGCCUCAGUGGGGCUAUAUAUUGGUAUUUUGGACAAAGCAACAAUUAUUUUUGUGGCCAUUCUAGAUACUUAGAAUCUGCCCCCCUCCUCCAGUGCAGAUAGAAGUUCCCUGUGAUUAUGGCAACCAAAAUGAUGACACUAUUUGAGAACUGCUAUUUGGAGCUACAUUUCCAAUCCCUCCCCAGUACUGUGUCUAGGUGACAACGUGUUAUGAAGGAUUCGUCAGAGUACGAAUUAGUCUUUGAGUUGCAUGGAAGAUGGGGCUAGGGAGAGAUACCCAUGCCAGGGAUGUGUGUGUAAUGAGGACUGGUGUCUGGGACCCAAACGUUAAAAGAUGGUUGGCAUGGACCUCCUAUAGACUACAUAUAACGGAGAACCAUAUGUAUCCCCCAAUGUCAAAAUAGUUGAACCAAAAUGAUACAGAACUAUAAAGUAAUGCUUUUAGCCAACUUACCAUAUUAUUUAUGUCCGUAUGAACUUUGUUCUUGGAAUCCAGCACAUACUUUGGUGAUGUCGUAAUGACAAUGGCCAAUAUAUAUUGAGUACUGCCAUGUGUUAGGUGCUCUGCUUUACAUGUAUUAUCUCACUUAAUCCUCACAACCCUAUAAGUAGGCAGUUAUCUCCCUUCUACACAUGUGGAAACUACGGCUCAGAGACAGGAGUUUUCCCCAGUAGAGAGAGAUCUGUCUGGCGGCAGACGCUGUGCUGCGGUGACUGGAGUGAAUGUCUAGGAACUUACAAGUCCUGAGCAAGAUGCACUUGCUGAGUUUAGAAACAAAGUAAGGAAUCAGCUUCAAAAUAAA